AUCAUGCCAUCCAUUCAAAUUGUCUCAUUCCUCUUUCAUCUCCCAGUAGUUGACUCCAGCCCUGCAAGCUCGGGUUUGUACACCUAGGAAUAGUAGCCUUUGCUAAUGGGGCAUUCUUCCUUCUCAGAAGUGGGUAUAGCCUAGCUUCGACCUCUUUCGUCCCCCUCUCUGGCUUCAGCUUUCUAUCUUCCAGCCUCACCCUGCUGCUCAAACAGGUUUGAGGUGGCCCCACCCCACUCUUCUGUAGCUCCAGCUCUUAGGGUGGGUGGAUUGAGAGCCAUGCCCCACCCCUGGGCCCAGAUCCCUGAGUCCGAAGGAGAUGUCUCCACCCAAGCCAAACCAAAAAGCAAGACGCAGGGAGCUGAAGUUCAGGGACCCACUGUCAGGUAAGAAUCCCUCUUCCACUUUGAUUUUCCCUGGCUUUAUCACAAACCUCUUGUAUCCUUGUUCAUUUCCCUAUUAAUUGUAAACUGUUACAAAAACUAACCUUAAACUCAUCUUAAGUUCACAACUCUCCAAUGCUCAUUCCCUUCAUUCACAUUCAUUACUCUCCUUAGCUUUUUUUCUUCUACUUCCUCACCUAUUCUCUUCCCUCCCAGAACCUUCCUCCCCUUUUAUCUACGAAGUCUCUCCCCAAACCAGUAAUUAAUUGGGAUAAUGCUAUUUUCUUACCAGUUUAUUUAUCAUGAUGGAGAAAAGGUAAGAAAAAGGAAGUACUAGGGAAAGAACUUAAACCAGUAAACCACCUCAUGCAUGAGUCAUUGCAAAAACUUGUUAAGAAAAUUCCUGCUCAGACAACAUUCCUGAGAAGUGGGCUAUGCUACUUGAUAUUCUUAAAGAGGAUAUGGGAUCUAAAAAGGAGAGCUAGUGCUUAGUCCCAAACACCCUGACUGUCCUCUACAGGUGAUGGGAGAAGAAAAAGCAUUGGAGACCUUGGUGAGCAUAGAGACUGACCCUCCUCCAGCCUCACGCCCUGUUCACCACAGCAGGCACUCGCUUCGAUGUCUUGCAGCCACUAGCGUCAUCUGUGGCUGCUCCUGUCUUGGAGUCAUGGCCCUUGUGUUUGCUGUCAAGGCUGAGGAGCGACGUAAGGCUGGGAAACCAGAGGAAGCAUUAUUCUUGGGGAAUCGAGCCAGGCGUCUUGCCCUGGCUAGUAUUGCAGUGUGGCUUGGAGUGCUUGUACUGGGACCCCUGCUACUCUGGCUUCUAUCAUACGCCAUUGCCCAAGCAGAGUGACCCUCCUGUGACAAACCUGGACAGCAUGAAGUUGCCCUGUAGCAUCAUAGGUGGACCUCGCCUACAGCAAGGUCCUUCAUCCUGACCAGAAGAACAACAAGGUCCCCCAGAUCCUUUAAGGGUAUUUAACCCCCUUUCAAAAAGGGUUCCAGAAGCUGCCUCCCCAGCAUGCAGACAACAAGAGCGGAUCAGAUGGGACUGGUAAUAAUAAAAGGUUUGGACUUGGAUGGACUCACUCCUGCCCUUGGGGCAUUAGCCCAUACAAGGAGUUGGAGAACAGGCAGCUC
Dromiciops gliroides (monito del monte) is the source of this 1523-nucleotide messenger RNA. It is a transcript of the gene TMEM265, whose product is annotated as transmembrane protein 265. Lineage: Eukaryota; Metazoa; Chordata; Mammalia; Microbiotheria; Microbiotheriidae. The transcript has 2 exons. Bases 907 to 1236 code for a protein of 109 amino acids. The record is from RefSeq and is a predicted model, not a curated record. Gene Ontology annotation, cellular component: membrane.